AUGUCAUGCACACAGAGGUCAAAAGGAAAAGGGGAGAGGCAGAGCAAAGGUCAGACUCCACAGGAGUAUAACUACUUAUUGAGUGUGAAGAGAGGCAAGUGUGAGGAGAUGCAGCAAAACGGCGUAUCACAGCAUCCUCUGGACAUGGCAGCUGCCCCUGAGCCAAAGCUGCUGUGCAUAUUUGGGACCGGGGACCUGGGGCGCUCACUGGGCCUCCGUCUGCUCCAGUCUGGCUAUGGAGUUGUGUGUGGCAGCAGAAGACCACACAGCUGUGGCCCUUUGCCGCAGGGAGCUCAGGUGAUGACCCAUGCAGAAGCAGCCCAGUCUUCUAACCUGAUCUUUAUUUGUGUUCACCGUGAACAUUAUGGCUUCUUGACAAAAUUGGAGCAUCAUCUUAAAGGGAAGGUAUUGGUGGAUCUCAGUAACAACCUGAAGAAAGGCAUAUACCCAGAAUCCAAUGCUGCUUACUUGCAGAGGCUGGUUCCCAGUGCUGCUGUGGUAAAAGGUCUUAACACGCUGUCUGCCUGGGCCCUGCAGAAUGGACUUUUAGCAGGAAAACUGGUCUUCCUGUGUGGAGAAAGUGGAGAAGCAAAGCAGGCAGUAGCACACCUGGCUACCAAACUGGGCCUCACUGUUCUGGAUAAAGGCUCUCUGUCAGCAGCUAGAGAGUUGGAGGACUUCCCCCUGAAAUUGUUCCCGGAGUGGAGACUGCCUUUGUCCAUAGCUGUUGGCCUCACUGCUUUCUUCUUCUUCUACCUGCUCAUUAAAGAUGUUAUCUACGCUUAUGUUAAAAAGAAAGAUGAUAUCUCAUAUCGAAUUAUGUUGUCCCUGGCCAACAAGGUGUUUCCAAUUGUGGCUCUUGUUAUGCUGUCUCUCUGUUACCUUCCUGGAGAGAUUGCUGCUUUUUUUCAACUCUUCGGAGGGACCAAAUACAGGCGUUUCCCUAACUGGCUGGACCGCUGGAUGCUUUGCAGGAAGCAGAUGGGUCUUGUUGCACUUGGCUAUGCUUUUCUGCAUGCCAUCUAUUCAUUCAUCAUUCCUAUUCGCUAUUCUGAAAGGCACAAACUCAUUUCAGGGGUGGUGGAUGAGGUACAGCAAGCUGGUCCAAACCAGUUUGAUAACACUGGGGCGUGGGGCACAGACUCGUUUAUAUCUCUGGGAAUCCUGGGAUUUUUCCUUUUUGUCCUGUUAGGACUAACAUCCUUGCCCUCUGUGGGCGGAUCCCUCAGCUGGAGAGAAUUCAACUUUAUUCAGUCUAAUCUAGGACAUCUCACUCUGUUCAUUUGCACGGCUCACGGCUACAUCUAUGGCUGGAAUAAAUUUAUCAAAGCCUCAACCUACAAAUGGUACACGCCUCCAGGCUACAUGCUCUGUCUGAUCGUACCUUCUGUGGUGUUGCUGCUCAAGUUACUUCUUCUCCUUCGAGAAGACAAGGCUGGGAACGCAGAUGGUCACUCCGGAGUAUAA
Molecule: messenger RNA, 1467 nt
Organism: Poeciliopsis prolifica (blackstripe livebearer)
Lineage: Eukaryota; Metazoa; Chordata; Actinopteri; Cyprinodontiformes; Poeciliidae
Product: metalloreductase STEAP4-like
Exons: 10
Coding region: 1-1467 (488 amino acids)
Biological process (GO): copper ion import
Cellular component (GO): endosome; plasma membrane
Molecular function (GO): cupric reductase (NADH) activity; ferric-chelate reductase (NADPH) activity
Source: RefSeq, a predicted model, not a curated record